Triplophysa rosa is the source of this 3496-nucleotide messenger RNA. RefSeq names its product NXPE family member 3-like. Bases 289 to 1770 code for a protein of 493 amino acids. The transcript is spliced from 8 exons. NCBI's taxonomy places the organism in Eukaryota, Metazoa, Chordata, Actinopteri, Cypriniformes, Nemacheilidae. The record is from RefSeq and is a predicted model, not a curated record.
CUUGGUGGUUUGAUCUCAGAAUGCAGUGGAUUGCAGCCAUUACUCCAUUUUCAGUGCCACAGUCUGUGCGAAGAAGCUUUGGUAUGACCCCAAAUUCAGUGGCACACUGCAGUGUUUGGCACAUUGUGCGGUACCCAUAAUGCUGUCCAGGACCAUCCAACUCCUCAGUAAUUGCUGCCUGAACAAUGUCCAAAGGUUUUCUGGAGAUUGCCAACAGUGAGAAGAUUUCAUCCUCCCAGUCCUAAACCUGCUCGCCCAAAAAACGCAUCUAUAAUUUCAGCACAAGACAUGGGAAUCACUCAGGAGGAGUGGGAUAGACUUCGGAAGGCUUGUGACUGGCCCGGUCCAGAUGGAGAAAUCACUCGGCUGGAUCAGAGCACAAGUCCAGUCCACACAACAUUCUCUGUUGAGGGACUCAAUGACACGUACAAAGUGGGAGAUACGAUCCGCGUGACCAUCACAGCCAGAGACCACAACAACACCGUGAAAUCAUACGGAGGCGACUUUUUCAGAGCGAAGCUUUUGAAUUUGACCUUAAAGGCAGGUGUUUAUGGAGAAGUUGUCGAUCACAGUAAUGGAACGUACACUGUUGAUUUUCUGCUGCCCUGGGAAGGCCAAGCUCAAGUGGACGUGUUUCUGAUCAUCUCCAGUGAAGGUGUGCACGUUCUUAACAAAUACUUUGAGUCAAAGCCGCACAUCCGCUAUCACGGCUACUUCGAAGGGCCAGGAGCCGACGGAGUCAAGAUAGUUGAGAAAGUGGAAUGUAAUGUUAAAUGGGGCUCGGCUCACGCACACUGGAGUAAAGCAAACUGCUGCUGCGAGUAUAAGGAUGUGCAGACGGGUUCGGUGUGGCAGUGUGAGAGACCGCGCAAUCUUUCCUGCGACUACUGGGUGUAUCACGAACACGGUGAACAUCAGUUUCCAGCCACUCCUUUUGAGAGGCAACUUUUCUCACGCAAAUUAACAAACGUUGGUAUUGCUGCAGAGAAGCACAUUAUAACUGUCCUUCCCAACGCUUCAGGCAUUGGUGAACCGGAGAGAUGCAGACCCGGUCUGACCACACCAGUUCCUGCAGGUUUCUAUUUUCAAGAUGUCUGGAAGUCUUUUGUAUGUAACACUAGACGGUUUAAUUCUCAGCAAAGGACAUCUUGUCUUUCAAACAAGAUUCUUCACUUCUUGGGAGACUCAACCACGAGACAGUAUUUUGAGUUUUUGGAAAGAAAUGUGCCAGGUCUGAAAAGAAUGAAUCUUUACACUCAUCACAAGAAUGGACCGCUGAUGGCUGUGGAGUUAAAAAACAACAUCAUUAUGCACUGGAGGACACACGGUUUUCCUUUGCGAUUUCCAAAAAUGCCAGCCAGCGACCUGCAUUACAUCAGCACUGAAAUGGAUUAUAUAACAGGUGGACGUGAAACAGUUGUUGUCUUCACAUUUUCUGCCCACAUGACUUUGCAUCCGCUAACGUUAUAUAUACAUAGAGUGGCUAAAAUUCGUGAAGCAGUGCUUCGACUACUGAAGCGUUCACCUGAGACCACCGUCAUCAUCAAGUCUGGAAACACGGGCUUAACAGCGAUGGAAUAUGGAAAUGAAUGGUACACCAGACAGUUAAACACGGUGAUGAGGGAGAUGUUCAGUGACAUUGAUAACGUGAUCUACAUGGAUGUCUGGCAGAUGACGUCAUGUCACUACACACAUGUGAACAUUCAUCCAGGCAAUGUUAUCAUCAGCAACGAGAUUGACAUGAUUCUGUCUUUUGUCUGCCCUUCCUGACACAUGCAAUGAAAAUAAUUGAUAUCAUUUACACCAAUGCACUUGUACGUUUCUUCUCCAUUGAAUAUAACAUUUUUCUUAACAUUUAUACAUUUAGGAUUCAUUAUUCUUUUUUAUUUAUAUAGCGCUUUUCACAAUGUUUCAUUGUUGCAAAGCAGCUUUACAGGAAGAAAGACAAAAAUAAAUUAAAGUUAGUAUUAGUCUUAAGAUAACAAGGGUCCAUCUUUGCUCUUGAUCGUUGACGGAGAUUGCCUGGGCUGGAGCUGGGAUGAUCAGUCAAAAUAUAAAUUGUAUUGUAUUGUUGCUAAAAGAUAAUGCGCGGCUUAAGCAAUCCUUCAGUUUUUGGUAUUCUGCGCAUGCGUGGUAUAGCCCCUCAUGAAAGCGUCACCAAGAGAAGCGCAAUGAUGCGCAUCACACUAGGGCUGUUCGAUUCCAGAAUUUUUCAUAAUCCCAAUUUGGAUUCCUGGCUCCCGAGUUGAAAGCUUUGAUUCCAGGAUUUAUUCCUUGCUGUUGUUUUAUCUAUACUUUCCACUUUUCCAUGUCGAUCUUGUCACGAUCCAGUCUAUGUUUGCCCUGUGUAUUAUGGACUUUUAUAUUAUUUCCUGUCCUGUGCCAUGUUUUGUAGUCCUUUGUAGUUUUUUGUGUUAGUUGGUGUUUCCCAGGUGUUUCUUGUCAUGUUCUUAAGCUUGUUCUUCCCUGUGUAUAUGUGUGUAUGGAUUAUAAUGUCUUAUUAUAAUUAACUUAUUAUAACGAGAAGACGAGAAAGAGCAGCAGCAAUAAAAAUGUGAGUUUAUAAAGAGAAAUAGAGCUAUUUAAUCUCUAGAAAUCUGUGGGUCAUACUCACAGCAUUCAUUAUCAGGGGCGUGUUUACCAUUUUGGGGGCCCUAAGCAAAGUCAAGACCUGACAAAAAACAUGUUUGCUUGAAUUGCACAGCAGUAUUGAGUACAUGGAAUUAAUGAGACAUAUGUACAUUCAAAUAUAAACUGGAUUUAUUUUACGUUGAACCACAUAACGGCACAAAAUUCUCUACAGUUUGUUAUAAGAAUAAGCCUUCUUGGUUUUGGGAUGAAAAAGUGUCCUUUGUUUUAUUCAGAAUAAUACAGAAUGCUUUUAGCUACAGUAUAAGAAAGUAAAAGGUGCAAGAUUCUUCUUUUCAUAGCAUUGUUUUGCUAUAUUCGUAAAAUUAGUAUUAGAUUUCUUUUCUUUUGCUUUCUGUCAUGAUUCUGCCUCAUCAUGUCAUGUCUUUUUUGGUCUUGUGGCAGAAUCAUGGCAAAGCCUUAGGUUUUAUGUGGAGAGAGGCGUUUUGGCCCUGUAGGCCUUCCAUACACUCUCUCCGGUGUCGCGUCUUUGCCCCCUCACCUCUCAUUCUCUCGUUAGCUUCCCUUCAGUGUUUCAUCCCCGACACCUGUCCCUUGUUAAUUAUCCUCUGUUAGUCUCCCUAUAUAUUGCCCUCGUGUCUAUUGUCUUGUGCUUGUUCGUUUUGGCUGUGUGCUUGUCUUAUGUCUAUGGCUUUGUGAGUAUUACCUUGCCUUGUCUCAUCCUGCACUGCCUUGCCCUGCCUUGUCUUUUGACGUUGUGUCAUUGUUUAGUUAUUUAGUUAUUUUUGUCCUGCUGUUUUUGCCCCCACGUGGGAAGUGUUUUGGUUUCUGUUUUUAUAAUUAGUCCUGUCCUCGUUACCCCAUCGUGGGUGUUUUUUGUUUUAAUAAAUCUUUGUUAACCCCUUCA